Zingiber officinale is the source of this 1822-nucleotide messenger RNA. Its product is annotated as SURP and G-patch domain-containing protein 1-like protein. Lineage: Eukaryota; Viridiplantae; Streptophyta; Magnoliopsida; Zingiberales; Zingiberaceae. Gene Ontology annotation, cellular component: nucleoplasm. The record is from RefSeq and is a predicted model, not a curated record. The transcript has 9 exons. Gene Ontology annotation, molecular function: RNA binding. The coding region runs from base 190 to 1473 and encodes 427 amino acids. Gene Ontology annotation, biological process: RNA processing.
GAGCAUGCUCUCCUCUCUCUCUACCUCUAGGUCGCCAUUGUCACGCCCUUUCUUUCCUCAAACUGCAUUGAUCUGGAUUUCGAUCGGCGUUCCCGAUUCAUCUCUGAUUGGAGACUGUCGGCAAUACGAAUCGGAGGUUGCAGCUUUUGGUUUCGAAGUUGUUAUUGAGUAUUUAAAGAGAGCCCUACCAUGGAUAAGGAAAAGGAUCUGUUUGUAAACGAUGGAUAUUUCAUGGAAAGGAUCAAGCGACUCCAGCAAGAGAAAGGAGUUGUUGCAGCAGCCACUGAUCAGCCUAAAUCUACUACUUCAUCCAGCUCUUCUGUUGCCUUGAAACCUACAACGAUAGUUAGCAAAAGGCCAUUAGAAGUGAAAUUCAAUGAUAUCAAGAAGGGAACCCCCCAGACUUCCGGUGGCAAGCUUGCUUUUAGCUUGAAGCAGAAGACAAAAGUUGCAUUGGCACCAGUUAAAUUCAUCGCAGAUGAGGAAGAAGAUGCUGAAGAUACAGUUGUAUCCAGAGAUGAACAUAUUAAGCGUCAGAAGUUGGGUCAGGGUGAUACUCACCAUUCAUCCUCACAACUGGAGGAUGUUGCACCAUCUUCUCCUAGUGAUCCAGCAGUCAGGAAAGUUGCAGAUAAGCUAGCAAGUUUUGUCGCCAAAAAUGGAAGACAAUUCGAGCAUGUCACAUGCCAAAGGAAUCCUGGUGACACGCCUUACAAGUUUUUGUUUGAUCAUAAUUGUUCAGAUUACAAAUACUAUGAGCAUAGACUCUUUGAAGAGGAAAAAACUCUUGCACAAUUGAAGGAGUCCAAGACAUCAAAUUCUGACAAGGGAAGCACCUCAACUUCUAGAACAUCAACUGGUUCUCAAAGAAGCACUUUCCAACAGCAUCCAAAUUACCAAACACCUGCAUCGGCUUUAUAUGGAUCUUAUGAGGGGUCUAGCUCUUAUGGGAGAUCUGAAUCCAGCGGAGCUUCAGAUGCAGAUCCUAUUACUAUGAUGGAGUUUUACAUGAAGAAAGCUGCACAGGAGGAAAGGAUGAGGCAGCCAAAACUAUCCAAGGAUGAAAUGCCACCACCGGCUUCUCUUCAAGCUCAUAAAAGGGGUCAUCACAUGGGUGACUUCAUUCCGCAAGAAGAGAUGGAGAAAUUUAUGUCUUCUUGUAAUGAUGCGGCUGUAACGAAAGCUGCUAGAGAGGCUUCAGAAAAAGCUAAAAUUCAGGCUGACAAUAUCGGUCAUAAACUUUUAUCUAAAAUGGGUUGGAAAGAAGGUGAGGGUCUCGGCAGUGACAAACGUGGCCGUGCAAAUCCAGUUAUGGCAGGAGAAGUGAAGAAGGACAAUUUAGGUGUUGGCGCUCAAAAACCUGGUGAGGUUAACCCGGAUGACGAUAUCUACGAGCAGUAUAAGAAAAGAAUGAUGCUUGGUUAUCGUCACAGACCAAACCCACUGAACAAUCCGAGAAAACAAUACUACUAGGUUGGGAAACAAGCGACUGCUUCUGUAAGAUUGCUUGGAUGUUACGCACCAUCGUAGCAAUUUCAUCAACACGUACCAUGAUCAGUUCAAAAUUCCUUGUUUAUCAGGGUGUUCUAACAUUCAACUUUGAAGUAAGUCACCAUCUAGUCAUGUGGAAUGCUAUUUUAGAGAUACAAAAUAAAGAUGAAACUUGCAAAACUAUGCACUAAGAUAAAGAAAUAGGUUUCAAGUGCGGUUUCAUCUUGUAGAUCUAACUUUGAUAUAUUCGGCACCUAACUGCAUUCAUCUUGCUGCCGGAGAAUUUCUCUCUCUAUGCAAUAUUAAUUUGGCAAUUUGUGGUUUUUUUUCA